AUGUGCGAGGGCAAGUUCUGUCAACUCCCACCUCCUUUCAGUCUCAAAAAAGAGCCCUCGGUACCAUACACCCUGCAGAUCAUCAUCCAAUCUGCUGCACCCCCUCCUAAAGGAGAUCCAAAUGGAGCAUAUGUGCACAUCUUCAAGCACGUCUACUUGCAUCGCAACAAGGUUUCGGCAUCGGAGUGUGUGCAAAUGUGCUGGAGUAACCCUCUUCGUUUUGAUUGGGGCAACCAGCCUCGCGUAGCACUCAUGGCUUUGAACUUCAUGCUCGACAAAAUGGGCGGCAAGCAGGUUCGCUUCUGGCUCAUUAAGCCUAAGUACGAGAAGAAGGUCUCACUUGAUCAGCAAGCUAGGGAGGACGGGUACAAGUUCAUCCGUGAAUUCGGUCCUAGGACCAACAAUCGGAAUCAAUUCAUGGAGUGGACAUAUGAGCAAAUCAACACUCCUGGUGGUAAGAUUGAAGGGUGGUCAGAGGGGAAGGUCAAGGAGGCUCCGCGCAACCAUAUGCGAGGCAGACAGAACGCCAAGACUCUCGAUUACUGGCCCUUCACUUUCAAGUCCUUCACCACGCGGUUCUUUGACAAGGUCUUGGUGAAAAUGCUCCCGGCAAUGCGGCAGCAUGAGGAGGACGCUACCGUAUGGGCACGGUAUUCCUCAGCUCACUUUGAACAGGGUGCCAGUCGGCAUGCCUGCAACAACCCAUACGACCGAGCCGAGGAUGAUAAGGCGUUCGCCCAGAUGAAGACUAGCAAGAUAUGGGAGAUCUCGCAUCACAACUUUGUGAAAUUGAUCACACCUUCUUUUAGUGCAGUGGAUGAAGUUGAGGACAUGGAUGCUAUCAUGGCAAGAACCCACUACAUCGUUAUCACUGACAAUGGGAUGUACUACCGCGUGGCAGCCACCACCAAGACCUCCAUCAACUUCAUUCCUUGGGGGAACGAGCCCAAGGAUCUACUUGGACAGUCCCAAGUGGAAAUUUUCAAGGCUUACAAGCUCAACCCACAUGGGCAUCAGCUUCCUCCUUCCUACCAUGAGUAUUGCGCACGGUCACAGGAAGUUCCUAUAGGCGCCUUCUCAAUGGUGAAAAUGCCUCCUCAAGAAGUUCGUCCUUCUUUGCUUUCAGAGGAAGCUCUUCGCGUCAGGGUGAAGAAAGAGAAGGUGACACACGCGUUCC
Molecule: messenger RNA, 1177 nt
Organism: Symbiodinium pilosum
Lineage: Eukaryota; Dinophyceae; Suessiales; Symbiodiniaceae
Source: the annotation of a GenBank genome assembly